Molecule: messenger RNA, 1151 nt
Organism: Chara braunii
Lineage: Eukaryota; Viridiplantae; Streptophyta; Charophyceae; Charales; Characeae
Source: the annotation of a GenBank genome assembly
CUGCCACGUUUCAGUGGGCAAUGAACAUGACGUUCUAGAAUUUUGUCAACAAGACACGGCUGACGCAAGGGAUGAUUAACUUUUGUGUGAUCGUGUACAUGGACGAUAUCCUGGUCUAUUCGGAGACCUAUCACGGGCACGCGCAACACAUCGAGUGGACAUUGGGCGUGUUGAGAGACGCUGGGUUCAAGAUCGUGCUUGAGAAGAGCGAAUUUUUCCUCUCGGAAAUUUUGUUCUUGGGCUACGUCGUGACACGUGGAGGAUUGCGGCCAGACUCGAGAAAAGUUACGGUGGUGAAAGAAGCCCCGGUACCCACGUCGCUGACGCAGGUUCGAGCCUUCUUGGGGCUGGCGUCGUACUACCGGCGCUUCAUCAAGGGUUUUGCUGCGAUUGCACGACCACUAAUGAAUCUGUUACGAAAGGACCAGCCUCUCAGCUGGGAUGCGGAGUGCCAGCAGGCCUUUGCAACCCUCAAAGACGCUCUGGCGACGACCCCUAUUUUAAUUCGGUCGGACCCCUCGAAGCAGUUCAUUCUUAUCACCGACUGGCAACUGGAAGCUAUUUCCGCUAUUCUAGCGCAGAAGGGGAACGAUGGUCGAGAGCACGUCAUCGAGUACGCGUCGCGCACCAUACCGGACGAACGGAAGAAUGACUCAGCACCUCAAGGCGAAUGCUAUGCAGUGGUCUGGGGAAUCCAACACUUCCAUCCGUAUCUCUACGGACAGAAGUUUCGCCUCGUGACGGAUCACGAGCCUCUGCUAGUUUUGAAGAAGCUCACCAACUACACGGGCAUGAUUGGCCAUUGGGCGGUGCGACUGCAAGAAUACGACUUCGAUAUCGUCCAUCGAAAGACAGAGCGACACGACAACGCGGACGGGUUGACACGUAUACACCGACCCGCCAAGUGGUUAGCUUGCGUAGAAGGAGCCGCAGAGCGCAUUCCGCCGUCGCAGCAACAAUAUCUGGAUCCCCGGACGGUUCGCGAUCCUGCCUUCUUCAAGCACCCUACAAUAGAGCAGCUUGCUGCCAUUCGAGAAGAAGAGGAGGAAGAAGAAAGUACCGGGAGUGACGAAGACGAAGACGUGCGGGAGGAAGGCGGGGAUAGCGACGAAGAACUCGGGGAAGAAGACAAAACCCCUCGAAGAGGGAAG